AUGGAUGAGACCAACCAGGACAGGGUGGUGUCCGAAUGGGAAAGGCGCAAGUACCUUCCCAAGUCCGGAGAGCCAGAUCUACCACCUCAGAUUUCCCAAUUUGCAAACAAGACCACCGAUGAGGUCAUGGAGGAGUUGAACCGGCUACCGUUUUUCAUGACCAAGCUUGAUGAGACCGAUGGAGAAGGAGGAGAAAACGUUGGCGUAGAGGCAUUAAAGUCGUUGGCAUAUGACGGAGAGCCUCAUGAAAUAGCCACAAACUUCAAGACCCAGGGCAACGACUGCUACAAGGCGAAACAGUAUACGCAUGCGAUUGAAUACUAUACCAAAGCGUUGGAAGUUGAUUGUGGAGUUGACGACAUCACCAAAAGUUUGUAUUUAAACAGAGCUGCUUGCAACUUGGAGUUGAAAAACUAUCGUCGGUGCAUCGACGACUGCAAGAGAGUCCUCUUGAUAGACGAAAAGAAUAUCAAAGCGUGUUUUCGAGCGGCGAAAGCAUUCGAUGCAAUUGGCGAUUUGCAAGAGGCAAAGCAAAUCAUUUCCUACGGGUUGACUUUUGCCGACAACAACAAAGACUUGAAGCAAUUGUUGAGCCUGAUUGAAAGAAAAGAGUUGGACGAAAAGAAUAGAAAGAUUGCACGGGAGAAACGAGAGAAUGAGAUUCGGAUGCAGAAAUCCAUCCUAAACGAUAGCAUCAAAUUGAGGCACAUUGCCAUAGUCAAGACAAAGAGUCCACCAGAAAUGUUGAAAGAAGCAAAGAUCAAGCUUGAGGAUCCAGUUGACUACCAGCUGCAGUUGAUUUUUCCCGCGUUGAUCCUUUACCCAACAAUUGACGAAUUCGACUUUAUAGCGGAAAUCAGCGAGCUAUCAACACCGCUAGAAAUAUUGGAGUUGAUCUUCAACAGGCCACAGGAGUGGUUCGAGAAACAUCCAAAUUUCCGGAUCAAAACGUUGGAUUGCUUUAUGGAAACUGCACUGGGGGGAUUGGUGAAAGUUGGCAAGAAAAUUGAAAUCAACCAAGCUCUCAUGAACGAUAGUCCCAAAGCUCCCUUAUUUGACAACGCCUUGAAGUUGUUUGUGGUGCCGAAACAAGAAGUGGCCGACUGGGUAUCGAAAUGGAGCAAGGAUCUAGCGUUGGAAAAUCGUGUAGACUAG
Messenger RNA from Lodderomyces beijingensis, 1155 nucleotides. NCBI's taxonomy places the organism in Eukaryota, Fungi, Ascomycota, Pichiomycetes, Serinales, Debaryomycetaceae. The record is from the annotation of a GenBank genome assembly.